GAACGCUCGAGCUUCAUCAUGGGAGCAGUAGUCGCCGACGAUGGUCCGUCUGGUGUCAAAGCCCCUGACGGAGGCUGGGGCUGGGCUGUCCUCUUCGGCUGUUUUAUCAUCACAGGAUUCUCCUACGCCUUUCCGAAGGCAGUUAGCGUCUUCUUUAAAGAACUCAUCCGGGAAUUUGGCAUUGGAUAUAGUGACACUGCAUGGAUUUCCUCCAUUCUGCUGGCCAUGCUUUAUGGAACAGGUCCCCUCUGUAGUGUGUGUGUCAACCGCUUCGGCUGUCGCCCCGUCAUGCUGGUGGGUGGCCUUUUUGCCUCGAUGGGGAUGGUGACAGCCUCCUUCUGCACGAGCAUCGUUCAGAUCUAUCUCACCGCGGGCGUCAUUACUGGUUUGGGUCUGGCACUAAACUUUCAGCCCUCCCUCAUCAUGCUGACCCGCUACUUUGACAAGCGCCGGCCUUUAGCCAACGGGCUCUCCGCUGCGGGGAGUCCGGUGUUCCUCUGUGCUCUCUCACCACUGGGACAAAUCCUACAACACGAGUAUGGUUGGAGAGGAGGGUUCCUUAUACUGGGCGGGAUGCUGCUCAACUGCUGUGUAUGUGGAGCAUUAAUGAGACCUUUGGAGCCACCCAAAAAGUCCGAAGCUCCCAAAGAACCAGCUGAGAAGAAAGUGAAGAAAAAGCUCCUGGAUUUCAGUGUGUUCAAGGACGGUGGUUUUGUAAUCUACACGCUGGCGGCAUCUAUCAUGGUGCUCGGCCUCUUCGUUCCCCCCGUUUUCGUUGUGAGUUAUGCCAAGGAUUUAGGGUAUCCAGACACCAAAGCAGCUUUUCUUCUGACUAUUCUGGGAUUCAUUGAUAUCUUUGCUCGGCCUGUUUGUGGAAUGGUGGCUGGUCUUAAAUGGGUGAGACCACGCUGUGUCUACCUCUUCAGCUUUGCCAUGAUUUUCAACGGCUUUACAGAUCUCAUGGGUUCCAUGUCUGUUGACUACGGUGGCCUGGUGGUCUUCUGCAUUUUUUUUGGCAUUUCUUAUGGAAUGGUGGGGGCUCUUCAGUUUGAAGUUCUCAUGGCUAUUGUUGGUACUCAGAAGUUUUCCAGUGCUAUCGGUUUAGUGCUCCUGGCAGAAGCUAUGGCUGUUCUCAUUGGUCCACCAUCAGCAGGAAAACUCUUGGAUGCAACAGGGAGGUACAUGUUUGUUUUCAUUAUUGCUGGGAUCGAAGUGACCACCUCAGCGCUCGUGUUGGCCUUGGGCAAUUUCUUCUGCAUUAAGAAGAAACCAGAAGAGCCGCAUGCAAAAGAGGAAGCAGCCGAACGCGAGGAACUGAACAAAUGUGAAGACAGACCCGAAGACACCAGGGUGGACUCGAUUGAGGUGGAGCAGUUUCUGAAAGAUGAGCCUGAAAAAAACGGUGAAGUCGUAACCAACCCAGAGACGUGUGUGUGAGCGCGAUGGGAGAGCGGCAGCGCUUUGGGACGAAAGCUUUUCAACACUAUUUAUUUUAGAAAUAGAACUAGUUUAGGGCUGGGCCAUCUGCUUUACUCCCUGGAGGCCAGUCGGCUCAUCAGGUCUCUCUGGAAGCUGAUCAGCUAGGCAACCUUUGCCCGGGAAAUCAGCGUUCUCGGGAGAGGUGGGGCGUCGUGGUGA
Messenger RNA from Eurypyga helias (sunbittern), 1638 nucleotides. RefSeq names its product solute carrier family 16 (monocarboxylate transporter), member 3 (gene SLC16A3). The coding region runs from base 19 to 1437 and encodes 472 amino acids. The transcript is spliced from 4 exons. Gene Ontology annotation, molecular function: monocarboxylic acid transmembrane transporter activity. NCBI's taxonomy places the organism in Eukaryota, Metazoa, Chordata, Aves, Eurypygiformes, Eurypygidae. The record is from RefSeq and is a predicted model, not a curated record. Gene Ontology annotation, biological process: monocarboxylic acid transport; transmembrane transport. Gene Ontology annotation, cellular component: membrane.